GUCUUUAAUCGCAAAUUAGUGAAACAGUUAAAUCGCAUAAAACAAUGUUUUGGAUAAUUGUAUGCUUGAUAUUCCCUUAUGCGUUUGGACAGGAUCCAUGUUCAGACUCUGGUACAGGAACAAUAUCGCGAAAUAUCUUAGAUGUGCCGUUCUGUGAUGCAAGUUUAAAUCCCAUUUGGUACAAAAUAGACGAAAAGACCGGUGAAGAUAUAUAUACCGAAUGUGUUACGUUCGGAACUUGUGGAACAGUGUACCCGCUAUGGAUGGAUGGCAGUAUACCAGAGACAAGUGAAGGUAUUGUUGAUAGGAAUGUUUGCCAAGUAACACCGGGAAACUGUUGUAAUAGAACAUAUGCCAUACAAGUGAAAAAUUGUGGAGACUUCAGAGUUUACAAGUUAACAUUUACAUAUGGUUGUUAUCAAGCGUACUGUUUUAAGGCGUCAGACGAAGUAACCGAUUGUACUGAAAAGGGUAAUUUUAAAUGUGGCGGAGGCAAUACCAAAGUGUUAAUAGCUGUUAGUUUGGUUGUUGUAUUUGGUGUACUCAUUGUGGGUACUAUCGUCUGGUGUUACUUUCGAAGAAGACCAAGUCUCAUGAGGAAGCCAAUUCUGGCAAACGAAAAUACGAACAAUAGAAAUAGUCAGCCACCUAUUGUCCAUAUCAACGAACCAGCUAAUCAUUUUUCAGCCGAGUCAGUGAUGUGAGGCAUAGACUUUUAUUAUGCUGAGUCAUCUGGCAUAGCUGGCUAAAACAAUCGUUUUAAAA
Mytilus trossulus (common blue mussel) is the source of this 765-nucleotide messenger RNA. Its product is annotated as oncoprotein-induced transcript 3 protein-like. Lineage: Eukaryota; Metazoa; Mollusca; Bivalvia; Mytilida; Mytilidae. The coding region runs from base 45 to 704 and encodes 219 amino acids. The record is from RefSeq and is a predicted model, not a curated record. The transcript has 5 exons.